AUGGAUGGCGCUCUGGAUGGGAGAGGACCUCGUUUAAGGAGCGCCGCAGACGGCGAUGAAAGGCGGCGGGCGAAGGACGACUCCACGAUCACGGAGAAGGUCUUCAGCUCGCCGCUUCAAAGCGACUUGGGCCGGCGGGGUUGCUCUGAGGGGUGACGAGGAGAAAAUAAAAUCCUCUCAACAAGCAGCCAACACUUACACACACACACACACUAACACACACACUCACACACACACACGUACACACGCUCACACACACACGUACACACACUUUGAAGGAGGGCAGGUGGUGCUGAUGAAUAUUCAGACGGAGAGUCGGCGCCUGGCUGCCAAACUAACCGCCUGUUUGCUUUCUGUCACCUUCCAACUUCUGAUAGAUUUGUUCUUCCUCCCGCAGGAUCAGUGUGUGUGUGUGUGUGUGUGUGUGUGUGUGUGUGUGUGUGUGUGUGUGUGUGUGUGUGUGUGUUUCAGAGCCACACACAGGUUCAGGUGAGGCUCAGGUCAGCCACAGGUCACCUGGACCUGAACCAGACAUCCUGAAUAUCUUUGACCUAAAUCCAGCGGAUUGGACUUAGGCUAAACGUCCCAAGUAAGUCCAACUGUCCUUUCAACGUAGAGCUGGAAAUCAUAGAUGCUGCAUCCUCAGUUUUAGACAAUAUCUCCAGAUUUAGGAGCAACAUCUACGUCCAUCCAGCUGAGGAGUCCGGCGAUCCUCAGAGGAACGGAAAGAAGUCGGUGUAAAUCGACACGUUAACUUGAAUGGUUACGAUCAGCUACGAUCGGAGGAUACGACCUUUUAGGAGACGAUCAGGAUGAAGGUGGAGAUCGGGGGGUUAUAAGGACCAGGAGCACAACCCUCAGGACAGUUUCCUGUUUCUACUAAGGAACAUGGAGAACAUGGAGAACAUGGAGAACAGGUCCAGGUGAGAUCAUCCUGAUCCGCUCAUCCUGUCCAGAUAUAAAAACAUCAGAUCUGCAGUCAGGUUCAUGGUGGGCCUCCUCUGCUCAGGAGCUCCUCUCUCUGCUGCUCAGAGCUGAGCUGUGCUCUCUAAUCCUGACUCUGAAUCCUGACCACACACACACACACACACACACACACACACACACACACACACACACACACACACACACACACACACACACACACACACACACACUGGCCUGGUACCUGAGGCAGUCAGAGACCUGGUCUAUAUUAGAGGAUUUACGGUAAUUCUGUUGGAACAUUUUGAACAAACAUGAUAACAGUCAUGAAAUCUACAUCUACAGGAUUCAGAACAUCCACAGAUUUCUCCACCAGAGAGCUGCAGGCGUCUGAGAUGUUUCACUUAAACACUGAAAUAAGUGUCCAACACUACAGACUCAGACCUCCUCCUCCCACAGACGCUCCCCUCUGCUCCUCUCCGCUCCUCUCUGCUCCCCUCUGCUCCUCUCUACUCCUCAGGUUCAUCUCUCCUCCGUUAAAUCUCUCCCCGGAGGAGCGUCCUGUUGCUCCUCAGAGAUGCUCGCUGCUUCCCACGUUCCUCACAUCCUCCGUGGAGCGGUCGAGCUCUGACAGACCAGCUGCUGCUGCAGGACCGCCGACCACACUGAGCGCAGCAGGCCACCGUACCCACGCCAUCUGUGAGGAGCGAGGUGAGCCGCUCCAGAGAUUACAGCGGAUUUUAGACCAACUGAAGGUAAAACACACUUUUUAUAACAGCAACAUGAAGACAGAGAUCAAGAUCUGUGUGACUGAACAGGUACGAAAAAAGAGACAUAAUCUGGGAUUGAGACCAUGAUACAGUCCUCAAUCUGACGUAAACAGGUGAGUUUAAUCCUUAAUCUGAUAUUAACAAGUGAGUUUAAUCCUUAAUCUGAUGGAAACAGGUAAAUUCAGUCAUUAAUCUGAUAUUAACAGGUGAGUUUAAUCCUUAAUCUGAUAUUAACAGGUGAGUUUAAUGAGUUUUAAUGAUCAGAAACAUUUAUUUGUUUUAUGCUGUUAACACGUUUUUUAUAUAUUCAUUUUAUUGUAAAGUUGGUCAUUUUAACAUGGAGCUCUAUGGGGACUGGCUCACUACAGGACACGGCCCCGGUGGACACUAGAGGAACUGCAGUUGUUCAGAUGUUCUUCUUUAUGAGAUGUUUCUACUUGAUCCUCAGAUGAUUCAGUUUUUAUCAGUUUUUUUUAACAGACAUGUCUCUGCUGUUACACACACACACACACACACACACACACACACACACACGCAGUAAUCCAGCUGCUGAGCAUUAGCGUUUGUGGUUUACGGUCGUCCUGUUAAAGAGCAGCGUGUUGUGUCGGUGCAGAAUCAUUCAGACUGACGUGUUUACGGUGGAGGUGACGGCGUGUGCAGCAUGUGGGCAGCAGAUGAUUCAGCUCCAGCACGCACACAUGCACACAUGCACACACGUGCACACAUGCACACACAAACACACUCACAGCUCUAACUGGAGUGUAAAUUCUACGAGCUGAAAUCACUGAAUCACAUCAGGACACGAUGUUUGGUUCUCGUCGGCCGUCAUUCUCUAAAACUGAAGUGACGUUUCUUAUUUUCUAAAGGCGUCUCGGGGAUAAAUUAACCCUGAUGUCACUUCCUGCAGCUGAGUCUGCUUUUAUUCAGCGCAGAGCUGUCGAACCUCAGAUUCAGAGUUUCCUCCUGAUGAUUGAAUCCAUAAAAGUUAUUUUAAAGCUGUUAUAGUUUCACGCUCUCAGCUGUCGUCGACGUCAAAAAAUGAUCGGAGAAAACUUCCUGAACUUUAUUCUGCUUUUUAAAAAAUCACAGACGGAUUUUUCUUGAUUUUAAAAAACAAGGAGGCUUUUAUUUUGAAAAACAGUUUCUCAAACAAAAAGAAAGUGAGGUCAAAGUCCCAGUUCAUAUAACCCUGUAACAGGAUCCCAGUUUAAACCAGUUCAGUCCCAGUGGAAGAUUUACAGCCGACAGGUUUUUCUCUGCAGGGAGAAAGGGCUGAUGGGAAAUGUGGUUCUGAUUAGCAAAAACAUGAGUGCUGAUCAUAAACUGAUGCUAUAAACUACAGCUCAACUACAGGUCCAGUCAGGACACUGUGUGUGUGUGUGUGUGUGUGUGUGUGUGUGAUAUAAUGACUGAUUCAGAUCUCGCUCCUUCAUACUCUCCACAUGUCCUGCGCCGCUCUCUGAUAGAUGAUCCUCGUCUGUCAGCGCUCAAACCCGCUGCAGCUGCGAACGCGCCAUGAUGUCACGCAGGACGCCGUCUAUCUGCUCGCCAUCUCCGUCACCUCCUCCUCAUGA
Xyrichtys novacula (pearly razorfish) is the source of this 3268-nucleotide messenger RNA. Lineage: Eukaryota; Metazoa; Chordata; Actinopteri; Labriformes; Labridae. The record is from the annotation of a GenBank genome assembly.